This is a messenger RNA of Cyprinus carpio (common carp), 2249 nucleotides long. Its product is annotated as dysbindin-like. Lineage: Eukaryota; Metazoa; Chordata; Actinopteri; Cypriniformes; Cyprinidae. Gene Ontology annotation, cellular component: cytoplasm. Gene Ontology annotation, biological process: negative regulation of protein kinase activity. The record is from RefSeq and is a predicted model, not a curated record.
UUCUACUCUCCUCUUCCCACAAGGCUGGAUUUGGUAUGAUCCACUUGCCCGAGACCUUAGGUCUGGGUCUGAACAGAGAAACACGGCCACUGGUGCUGCUGCAGAGGAAGUGCACAACUAAAUCUACAGCCUAAAGACUCACAGAGAGCGAGACACAGAGAGAGAGAGAGAGAGAGAGCUAUGUAGAGUCCAGUCUUGCUCUGGGACGGCAGACUGACGGAAGCUGCUGGUAGUUUUACAGCUGUGCAUCUCUGUCACUCUGGAGUCAUGAGCUCAAAGGGGACGAACAUCCACAACAAACGUCUGCCGUCGGAGACAGAGCAUGCGCAGAGAGUCCCGGACGCAGAUUCGACACAGCAAAUGAGGACGAGAGAGAGACACCGAUUCUUUGAGGAGGUCUUUCAACACGAUGUGGAUGUCUACCUUUCCUCUGCACACCUGCAAAUAGAUUAUAAGAGACCUCCCUUAGGAAGUAUUUCAUCAAUGGAGGUGAACGUCGAUAUGCUAGAACAAAUGGACCUGAUGGACAUCUCUGAUCAGGAGGCCUUGGAUGUCUUCUUCAGUGCCAGCGGAGAGGAAGGAUCACUGACGUCCCCUCUUCCAGCUCUUGGCCACACUGACAUAGAAGAGGAUGGACUGCGGAGAAGUGACGUGUCCUUGAGAAUCCCAGACCCUUGUGAGAUCAAAUCCCGUAUGUUGUCCACUUCCUCCAACUCCACCUGUGACAGUCAGGCCUCCAAUGAGGACGGAUCGAGCACUCCUAUCGUCCAAUCAGAUGAUGAAGACGUGCAUGAAGAUGUGCCCACAGCCAGCGAUGCCACAAAAGAGCAGUCUGCCCUCUCAUUAUAAACUGCCUUCUCAUUAAUUACUGACGGUUUGGGAAGUGUAACAUGUCUAGGUUGAGUCUGUUUCAUGGGUGGAUUGACCGGUUUUAGCCAUAAAUCAAUCUACCAAAGACCUUCACGAAUGCUUGUAUUGCACAACACUUUCAAGGCCACUAUUACUCCACACUGAGAGCGUCACACUUUGACAGACCUGCAAUUUUGUAAUGGCAUUUGCGUCUUAGCAAUAUUUUACUGUAUCUUUUGUUGUUCUUUGGAAAUACAUUUCCAAAUAUGCAUUUUGCAGUGCUCUUUACAAAGACUGAUGCUGCUCUGUAGGGAGACUACAUUGAAUUAAGGUGGUGAGUCUCAUGAAAACAUUUCCAGAAGGAAACAAAACAUGAAAUUAUAUUUUGCUUAAAGAAAAUGUUGCCUUUUCUGUACAUGAUUAAAAGGAUAGUUCACCCAAACAAGAAAAUUAUAAUAUAAUUUACUCACUUUCAUGACAUUCGUUCAUUUUCUUUCUUUUUUUUUAUGAAAUCUAAAAGGUUUCUGUCCCUCAACUGAAAGCCCAUGCAAAAAGGCAUUGUAAAAUCAAUCCAUAUGAAUUGAGUGGUUUACAUCUAAGUCUCAAUUGUUUUUAGAUACUAAACAGAUUUAAAUUAGGGGUCUAUUUGACUUUUUAUGUGUUAAAAAAUGUACAUAGAGUGAAUCAAAUAAGGGUAACAAGGAAGCUGAAAUGUGCAUGCAUCGCACAUCAGAACAAACUCCUAAGUGUUUGGCAGACACUUUUAUUCAAAACAUUUUAUAAAAUGCAUACCUUCAAUGCCGUGUAAGUUCAUGAAUUUUCUGGUAAUCAAACCAAUGAUCUUUAUUUGAACUUUUUUUUUUUUUUUUUACAUUUAAAUCAACACAGAAAGAAAUUUAACAAAUACUAGCAUGGUGUAUAAAUAAAGUAUUAAAGUUUGUAAAUGUUUUAUUAAAUUAAUGAGAAUGUGAUUUUGUUCAUGAGAAUUUGAUGGAAAAUGUGCUUAAUUGUUAUUUAAAAAAAUGUCAUAAUGAAAAAAAAAAUCUUAAUGAGCAUUAGUUUUCUUGUAGUUAUUUGCCUUUAUUUACAGGACAAUAGACAAUAAAGUAGGGGUGAGAUGAUGGGAAUGGGCUCAUGACUGGGUGCCCAUGAGCUCUCCGACACGCCUAGACUUGUGAGCAUUUGCACAACCCACUGUUUCACAGCACUAACAGCCUUCAUUUGCUACAGGCAAAAACAAAUUAUUACUUUUGAUUUGGGGUGAAAUGUUACCUAUUCAUGACAGUUUUUGUGAGGUUGACACUAAAACUGGGUGUGUCAAGUUCAUAUUUCAAGAACGUGUUGAUAGUAUGUCCUUAUGCUUUGCUAUCGAAAUAAAGCCAAAUUUCAACUAAAGAGUA